This is a messenger RNA of Camelina sativa (false flax), 2633 nucleotides long. RefSeq names its product wall-associated receptor kinase 2. Gene Ontology annotation, molecular function: polysaccharide binding. The record is from RefSeq and is a predicted model, not a curated record. NCBI's taxonomy places the organism in Eukaryota, Viridiplantae, Streptophyta, Magnoliopsida, Brassicales, Brassicaceae.
AAGUUGCCUGGAUAUCAAAAAAAGUAAGAGACGCGAUAGAGAUUGAAGUUUAUAAAUGGUUGACAAGUCCACUACUUAAACGUCCUCCUUGCGUUAAAUUGACUUGGUGUGGUCUCUGUAGUUAAAUACUAGUUCACUAAAGCAGAUUCAUGCAAUUAUUGGGAAACUGAAGACAGGUCAACGUAAACAAGUCAAGUGAACAUUUCAACACUGGAGUUUGUUAUCUUAGCUUUAAGAAGCCUCGGGGAGAGAUGAGAGAAAACUCAAAGAGAAACCAAUUUAGAGAGACUGAAAGCAAGUGAGAAAAAAAAGAGAGAAGGAGAAGAUGAGGUUGCAAGAGGGUCUGACCUUGGUGGCUAUUUUCUAUCUUUCUUAUACGCAGCUGGUCAAGGGGCAUACUCACCAGGAUUGCCAAACUAAAUGUGGAAACGUCGCAGUAGAGUACCCUUUUGGCACUUCUCCAGGUUGUUACUAUGCCGAAGAUCCUAGUUUUAACCUCACCUGUAACGAGACAGAGAAGCAGCCCUUCUUUGGCAACGUUCCGGUUAUCAACAUAUCUCAGAGCGGACAGCUCCGGGUUCGGCUACUUAUAUCCAAAAUUUGCUACCACAGUCGGGGAAACCAAGCUGCGAACGAAACGUACAAAAUUUACCUGAGGAAUCUCACUCUCUCUCAACACAACAAAUUUACUGUAGUAGGUUGUAACAGUUACGCAUAUCUCAACACAUCUGGAGUUGAAAAAUACUCAACUGGAUGCAUAGCAAUGUGUGAUUCUGCCCCAAAGACAAAAGGAUCAUGUUCUGGUCAAGGUUGCUGCCAGACCCAUGUCCCUGGAGGUAGUACAUAUGUCAAUGUAAAACCACAUAGCUUUAACGGCCAUACUGCUGUGCAUCAAUUUAAUCCUUGCACCUACGCCUUUCUCGUCGAAGAUGAUAAGUUUGACUUCCAUGCUUUAGAAGAUCUCAAGAAUAUGCGGAAUGUUACGAGGUUUCCUGUGGUAUUAGAUUGGUCUAUUGGAAACCAGACAUGCAAAGAAGUUGUAGGCAGAAACAUAUGUGGUGGGAACAGCACAUGUUUUGAUUCUGCUCGUGGAAAGGGUUACAACUGCAAAUGUUUAGAAGGUUUUGAGGGGAAUCCAUACCUUCCAAACGGUUGUCAAGACAUCAAUGAGUGUAUGACUAGUAGUAAACAUAACUGUUCGUAUCCUAGUACCUGUGAAAACACGAAAUGAAGCUUCAAUUGUAACUGUCCAUCUGGUUACCGCAAAGAUUCCCAUAAUAGCUGCACUCGUGAAGUCAAGCCUGAUUACUUAAGAUGGACUCAAAUUUUUCUUGGAACCAUCAUCGGCUUCUCAAUCAUCCUGAUUGGCGUAAGCUGUAUAAAACGGAGAAUUAAGCACCGGAAAAACACUGAGCUCCGACAACAAUUCUUCGAGCAAAACGGUGGCGGCAUCUUGAUACAGCGACUCUCAGGAGCAGGGCCAUCAAAUGUUGAUGUUAAAAUAUUUACUGAGGAAGGCAUGAAGAAAGCAACUAAUGGUUAUGAUGAAAGCAGAAUCCUGGGUCAGGGAGGUCAAGGAACAGUCUACAAAGGGAUAUUGUCAGAUAACUCUAUAAUUGCUAUAAAGAAAGCUCGACUUGGAGACAGUAGCCAAGUAGAGCAAUUCAUCAACGAAGUGCUCGUGCUUUCACAAAUUAAUCACAGGAACGUGGUCAAGCUCUUGGGAUGUUGUCUAGAGACCGAAGUUCCCUUGCUGGUUUAUGAGUUCAUUACCAGUGGCACCCUUUUCGAUCACUUGCACGGUUCCAUGUUUGAUUCUUCUCUUACAUGGGCACACCGUCUAAGGAUAGCAAUAGAAGUCGCUGGAACUCUCUCAUAUCUGCACUCCUCAGCUUCUAUUCCCAUAAUCCACCGCGAUGUCAAGACUGCUAAUAUUCUCUUGGAUGAAGACUUAACUGCAAAAGUAGCUGACUUUGGUGCAUCAAGGCUGAUACCGAUGGACAAAGAGCAGCUCACAACAAUGGUGCAAGGCACUCUCGGGUAUUUAGACCCAGAAUACUACAACACAGGGCUUCUGAACGAGAAGAGCGAUGUUUAUAGCUUUGGGGUAGUCCUCAUGGAACUAAUCUCAGGUGAAAAGGCAUUGUGCUUUGAACGGCCACAGACAUCAAAACAUCUGGUGAGUUACUUUGGUUCUGCCAUGAAAGAGAAUAGGUUGCAUGAGAUUGUUAAUGGGCAAGUGAUGAACGAGGAUAAUCAGUGUGAGAUCCAGGAAGCUGCAAGAAUUGCUAUUGAGUGUACAAGAAUUAUGGGAGAGGAAAGGCCAAAGAUGAAAGAAGUAGCUGCAGAGCUAGAGGCCUUGAGAGUCAAAGCAACAAAGCAUAAGUGGUCGGAUCAGUAUCCUGAGGAGAAUGAACACUUGCUAGGUGUUCAAACCUUAUCAGCACAAGGCGAUACUAGUAGUAGCCGUGGUUAUGACAGCAUUAAGAAUGUACCAAUAUUGGACAUUGAAGCUGGCCGCUGAUUUUAAUGCUUUCACACAAAAUCACAUCAUAUGUAUUUCUUUUGUUUGUAAAAAAAAAAAAGAAUCCUACGUCUUUGUUGCUUCAUCAAUCUAUCUAGUUAUUGACAAA